Molecule: messenger RNA, 3820 nt
Organism: Vitis riparia (riverbank grape)
Lineage: Eukaryota; Viridiplantae; Streptophyta; Magnoliopsida; Vitales; Vitaceae
Product: ubiquitin carboxyl-terminal hydrolase 12
Exons: 31
Coding region: 100-3588 (1162 amino acids)
Biological process (GO): regulation of protein stability; protein deubiquitination
Cellular component (GO): nucleus; cytosol
Molecular function (GO): protein binding; cysteine-type endopeptidase activity; cysteine-type deubiquitinase activity
Source: RefSeq, a predicted model, not a curated record
CUUUCCUUUUUUUCCUCGUCUCUUGUUGCAGAGCCCGUUGUUUCUCUCUCUUCUCCCCUUCUUCAGAUUCGUCAAUCGGACGAUCCAUUUGCCUCCGCCAUGACUCUCAUGACUCCUGCGCCAUUGGAUCAGCAAGAGGAUGAGGAGAUGCUCGUUCCCCAUUCGGAUUUAGUCGAAGGUCCUCAGCCCAUGGAAGUGGUGGCGCAAGCAGAUGCUAGUAGUGCUGUGGAGAAUCAGCCCGUGGAGGAUCCUCAGACAUCUAGAUUCACAUGGACAAUUGAGAACUUUUCUAGGUUGAACACCAAGAAGCACUAUUCCGAGAUAUUCGUCGUUGGUGGUUUUAAAUGGCGGGUGCUUAUUUUUCCAAAAGGAAACAACGUAGACCACUUGUCGAUGUAUUUAGAUGUUGCAGAUUCUGCGACCUUACCAUAUGGGUGGAGUCGUUAUGCACAAUUCAGCUUGUCUGUUGUUAAUCAGAUUCAUAACAAAUACUCAAUAAGAAAGGACACACAGCACCAAUUCAAUGCGAGAGAGAGUGAUUGGGGCUUCACAUCAUUCAUGCCCCUCAGCGAUCUUUAUGACCCUGGUAGAGGGUACCUUGUGAAUGAUACAUGUAUAAUUGAAGCUGAGGUUGCUGUUCGUAAGAUUCUAGAUUACUGGACUUAUGAUUCAAAAAAGGAGACUGGUUUUGUUGGACUGAAGAACCAAGGGGCUACUUGUUACAUGAAUUCUCUCUUACAAACUCUCUACCAUAUUCCUUAUUUCAGAAAGGCGGUGUACCAUAUGCCAACUACAGAGAAUGAUAUGCCUUCAGGAAGCAUUCCAUUGGCUCUGCAGAGUUUAUUUUAUAAGCUCCAGUAUAAUGACAACAGUGUUGCAACUAAGGAAUUGACGAAGUCCUUUGGAUGGGACACAUAUGAUUCUUUUAUGCAGCAUGAUGUGCAAGAACUUAACAGAGUUUUAUGUGAAAAGCUUGAGGAUAAGAUGAAGGGAACUGUAGUGGAGGGGACAAUACAGCAGUUGUUUGAAGGGCACCAUAUGAACUACAUUGAGUGCAUCAAUGUGGACUACAAAUCUACAAGAAAGGAAUCAUUUUAUGACCUACAACUUGAUGUAAAAGGAUGCCGGGAUGUUUAUGCUUCUUUUGACAAGUAUGUAGAAGUUGAACGUCUUGAAGGUGAUAACAGAUACCAAGCUGAGAAUCAUGGUUUACAGGAUGCUAAGAAGGGUGUCUUAUUUAUUGACUUCCCACCAGUUCUUCAACUUCAGCUAAAGCGGUUUGAGUAUGACUUCAUGCGGGACACUAUGGUGAAGAUAAAUGACCGUUAUGAAUUCCCUCUUCAACUUGACCUUGAUAGAGAGAAUGGAAAAUAUUUGUCACCUGACGCAGAUAGGAGUGUUCGCAACCUUUACACACUUCACAGUGUUUUGGUUCAUAGCGGUGGUGUGCAUGGUGGACAUUAUUAUGCUUUUAUCAGGCCGACCCUUUCUGAUCAGUGGUUCAAAUUUGAUGAUGAGCGGGUAACCAAAGAAGAUACUAGGAGGGCAUUGGAGGAACAGUAUGGUGGCGAGGAAGAGGCAUGUCUUUACCAGUGUUUCUUUACUCCGUCAACUUUAUUCUUGGGUAAUUGUGUACUGAUCUGGUUACCUUCUCCUGCUUGUAUGAAACAGUUGCCACAGACAAACCCUGGAUUCAACAACACUCCAUUUAAAUUCACGAAAUACUCAAAUGCAUACAUGCUUGUGUAUAUACGUGAAAGUGACAAGGAGAAAAUCAUUUGUAAUGUGGAUGAGAAGGACAUUGCUGAACACCUUAGGAUAAGGUUGAAGAAAGAACAAGAAGAGAAGGAGGAUAAGAGAAAAUAUAAAGCACAAGCCCACCUUUUUACUAUUAUAAAGGUUGCACGGGAUGAAGACCUUGCAGAGCAAAUUGGAAAGGAUAUAUAUUUUGAUCUUGUGGAUCAUGACAAAGUCCGCAGUUUUCGCAUUCAGAAACAGUGGCCUUUUACCCUUUUCAAGGAGGAAGUGGCCAAAGAGUUUGGUAUUCCAGUCCAAUAUCAACGAUUUUGGAUUUGGGCGAAGCGGCAAAACCAUACUUAUCGUCCCAAUAGACCAUUGACACCCCAAGAGGAAGCACAGUCUGUUGGGCAGUUGAGGGAGGUAUCAACUAAAGUGAACAAUGCAGACCUAAAGUUGUUUUUGGAAGUUGAACUUGGGCCGGAUCUGCGUCCUAUUCCUCCACCUGAAAAAACUAAAGAAGAUAUUCUGCUUUUCUUCAAGCUUUAUGACCCUGAGAAAGAAGAGCUCCGAUAUGUUGGUAGACUUUUUGUGAAGAGUUCUGGUAAACCAAUAGAGAUUCUAACAAAACUAAAUGAAAUGGCUGGAUUUGCUCCUGAUGAAGAGAUUGAACUCUAUGAGGAAAUAAAAUUUGAGCCUUGUGUCAUGUGUGAACACCUCGCUAAGAGGACAUCAUUUCGAUUUAGCCAGAUUGAAGAUGGGGACAUCAUUUGCUUCCAGAAAUCUGCUCCUCCUGAAAGUGAAGAACAAUGCCGGUAUUCUGAUGUCACUUCAUUUUUGGAAUAUGUGCAAAAUCGUCAGGUUGUGCAUUUUCGAGCUUUGGAGAGACCUAAGGAGGAUGAUUUCUGUCUAGAGUUGUCAAAGCUACACAAUUAUGAUGAUGUUGUGGAAAGAGUGGCUCGUAGACUUGGUUUGGAUGAUCCAUCCAAAAUCAGACUUACAUCUCACAACUGCUAUUCCCAGCAACCUAAGCCCCAACCAAUUAAAUAUCGAGGUGUAGAGCAUUUGUCAGACAUGCUUGUGCAUUACAAUCAGAGUUCUGAUAUUUUAUAUUAUGAAGUUCUAGACAUCCCUCUUCCAGAAUUGCAAGGUCUGAAAAAUCUGAAAGUUGCUUUUCAUCAUGCUACAAAGGAUGAUGUGAUAAUUCACAAUAUUAGAUUGCCUAAACAGAGUACUGUUGGAGAUGUGAUUAAUGAACUUAAGACAAAGGUUGAGUUGUCUCAUCCAAAUGCAGAACUUAGACUGCUUGAAGUUUUCUAUCACAAGAUUUAUAAGAUCUUUCCACCCAGUGAAAAAAUCGAGAAUAUAAAUGACCAAUACUGGACACUCCGUGCAGAGGAGAUUCCAGAAGAAGAGAAGAAUCUUGGUCCCCAUGAUCGCUUGAUUCAUGUUUACCACUUCACAAAGGAGACUGUACAGAAUCAGAUGCAAGUACAAAAUUUUGGUGAACCCUUUUUCUUGAUCAUCCAUGAAGGCGAAACUCUUGCUGAAGUUAAAGAGCGCAUACAAAAGAAAUUGCAGGUUCCGGAUGAGGAGUUUUCAAAGUGGAAGUUUGCUUUUCUAUCACUGGGUCGUCCAGAGUACCUGCAGGAUUCUGACAUUGUGUCCAGCCGUUUUCAGAGAAGAGAUGUUUAUGGUGCUUGGGAACAGUACCUUGGGCUGGAGCACUCUGAUACUGCUCCUAAAAGGGCAUAUGCAGCAAAUCAGUGUUCGAAGACUGACGGCACCCAAUCUCUAGGGUCAGAGACGUUUCUUCACCUACCAUCUAAUAGAUUAUUAAAGAGAGAAUAACAGCAAUUUCUACACGGAUUGGUUUAAAACCUUACUUGCACUCAGAUGCCUGAAUUCUCGACUUGGCUCAGGAGUCUGGUAGCCAACACUCUGGGGUGCGAAAGUAAUAACCUUGUUAGAUUGAUUUUUGAGAUGGGAUUGGCACCAUAUAUCUUUUGUCAUACAAUUCUUGAUAAAAUCUGCGGUUUAUAUUUGCAUCCAUCAAUAAAAUGUCUUUACACAUCCAUUUUGA